Gopherus evgoodei (Goodes thornscrub tortoise) is the source of this 6659-nucleotide messenger RNA. It is a transcript of the gene BMP3, whose product is annotated as bone morphogenetic protein 3. Gene Ontology annotation, biological process: SMAD protein signal transduction; BMP signaling pathway; osteoblast differentiation. Gene Ontology annotation, molecular function: cytokine activity; growth factor activity. The record is from RefSeq and is a predicted model, not a curated record. Lineage: Eukaryota; Metazoa; Chordata; Testudines; Testudinidae. Gene Ontology annotation, cellular component: extracellular region.
CCUAACCCGCCUGCAAUAAUAAUAACACCCCCCCCCGUACAAAAACCCACCCUGCCGGCACAGAGGCAGGGGAAACCCCCCACCCCAGAGCUCAUUGCAAACGCCAGGAAAGGCGGCGAGGGUGGGGGGUUGCUGUCCUUAUAUUUUUGCAUGCAUGCAUUUUUGUGUUAAAGCCUCCUGUCUGCAGGAUCCCGGGGUUUGCAGCGCCGAGCAACAGUCCUGCUACAGAGCGCAACUUCCCCCCCGCAGACUGGUUCCUGGCUGGGGCGGGGGGUGAAGCAGCCGCUGGGCUGGUUUGCUGGCGAUCCGCUCUCUGCACGCCCGGCUUUCGCGAGGGCGGGGGCUGGCCAGGAUGGCUAGGUCGCCCCGCUCGCUGCUGUGCCUCUGCCUGGGCUGGAGCUGCCUGUGCCUGGCGCUGGGGGACCUGCUGCGAGCUCACCUGGUGGGGCUCCGGAGGAAGGCUGCCCUGGGAGGAGUCACGGGCGGCCGAGCCCGGGCGGCAGGUGAGCCUGGCCGCGCACCGCAGCAGCUGCCGCCGGGCGACAAGGUCUCGGAACACAUGCUCCGGCUCUAUGACAAGUACAGCGGCGCCCGGCGCCAGGAGCUCCCCAGCCUCCACCCGCUGCACCUCCGGGAGGGCAACACGGUCCGCAGCUUCCGAGCCCUGCCAGCGGGGAGGAGCCCAGGAAGCAAAGAGCCACAUGUUUUUAAUCUGACCUCCCUAACCAAGUCUGAAAAUAUCCUGUCGGCUUCAUUGCAUUAUUACAUUGGAGACCUACUAAAUGCUACUUGGAGUUGUCCCCGAUCCGGAGGCUGCUCUCGUCAUGGACACAGGAAACCUGUUCAAAUAGAUCUCUCUGUGUUGAGCUUUCCUUCUGAUGGAAAUCAAACUCGAACCCUGGGACGUUUUCUAAUAAAUGUUUCCAUGGCCUAUCGGGAUGUCCUUUCCUGGCAGUGGAAGGACAUUACUCAUGUCCUGAGUGAGGCAAAGCAGAAUGAUGAACUUCUGAUUGGUGUGAAAAUGGCCUUGACUGGCCGCUAUUCCCGGAGGAGGGUGCCGUCCUGCUAUGAACCUUACAUUCUGGUGUAUGCCAAUGACUCUGCUAUUUCAGAACCAGAGAGUGUUGUCUCUAGCUUGCAAGGACACCGUAAAUCACUGGUUGAGGGUUUCCCCAGACCCGAAAGCCACUCAAAGAGCAGCCUUGGUGAACAGCGACGGAAACGUUCCACCAGCAUCCUGUUGCCCUUGCAGAACAACGAGCUCCCAGGUGCUGAGUACCAGUACAACGAGGGUGAGGGGUGGGAAGACAGGAAACCCUACAAAACCCUCCAGCCGCGGCUGUCAGAGAGAACAAAGGGUAAGAAAAAGCAGAGAAAGAACAACCACCAGAAGAGCCAAACACUCCAGUUUGAUGAGCAAACCUUGAAGAAGGCAAGAAGGAAGCAAUGGAAUGAACCGAGAUACUGUGCACGGCGCUAUCUCAAAGUGGAUUUUGCAGACAUAGGCUGGAGUGAAUGGAUUAUUUCCCCUAAAUCUUUUGAUGCAUAUUACUGCUCCGGUGAAUGCCAAUUCCCCAUUCCAAAGGUCUUGAAGCCGUCGAACCAUGCCACCAUCCAGAGCAUAGUGAGAGCAGUUGGGGUCAUCCCCGGUAUUCCUGAGCCUUGCUGCGUCCCUGACAAAAUGUCUUCUCUCAGCAUCUUAUUCUUUGAUGAAAAUAAGAACGUGGUGCUUAAGGUCUACCCCAACAUGACAGUGGAGUCCUGUGCAUGCAGAUAACAUCCCAAAUGAGCCCUUUGAAAUAUCUAAAUUGAGCUGUUGCUUUUUCUUUUCUCCCCCGCCAAUGCAUUUCAUUCAAAAAAUAGUUUUAUAAACAAACCUGAAUAAGAGAGAAGAUACUGAAUGGAGAUAUCCAGGCAGGGGAACUUAAACUUAACUCACCCUUGAAUCUGACUGCGAUGUAAGCUUUAGCAACUGGGGAUAACUAUUUCUGUUGUAAUGUACAAAUGAAAAGUGAAAUUUACAAAGGACUGUUCGGGAUUUUUGGAACUGGCAGGAGGACAGCGGUUGAUUUAUUUUUGUACAAGGUUUGAAAGUGGCAGCUGCUGUUUGAUUUAUUUUUUUUUGUCUCUGUUCUUCUAUUGACUAAUGGGGAGGGAGAUUAAGAAAUACAUUAUACGUUUGAAGCUAGGCCUUGGGUUACUGAACAGCUCAGCAAGUGCUGAAUAACCUGAACAUCUCUACUUAUCCUAAGAGCCUUAGAAAUUCAACUUAAACAUUUAUUUCCUUGAUAUGACAUCAUGAUUUCACGUGUAUAUUCAUUGUUGUUUAGCAUGUUCUUCAGAAUUCAGACCAUGUGACAUUUCUCCCCUCAAUUAGAUAAUGUAAGUCCCAUUUAUGCUACAUGAGAAGUUGUGAUGUCACACAGAGAGGUUUUUCUCUCGUGCCAGAGUAUAGUGGGAAACAACUGACCCAAAAGCCUAGCACAGUGAUUUUCAACCUGUGGUCCACAGAUCCCUGGGAACCUGCAGAUUAUGUCUAAGGAUGCUAAAGGGAGUCAUACCUCCAUUUGAAAUUUUUUUCGGGGUCUGCAAAUGAAAAAAAUGGUUAAAAAAUCACUAGCCUAGCAAAAUGCAAGUAUCAUACUCAACAAGACAGCUGGCUGAAUAAUGAACAAAUAUUUUAUCUCAUGUGUGCAGAUAGUCCUUAAGGAACUCAUAAAUGUCUAAAAUUAUAACAUGAAAUUUGCUGAAUAAUUCUUUCUGUAGCUUAUUUGUAUGAACUUAAUUGAUUUAAUCUGUUAGCUAGUUCUGAUUGGUUACAGAGGUCAGGUGGUAUUGUUUCCAUUCCCUUAUUGGAUAUAUGUUGCUUUUAGAAUCAAAUUGCCAGUUCAAAAUUUGCUGCAUGAGAGUUUUCUCUAAUAAAUACCUAAAAUGUGGCGUUUCCAUGAACAUUCCUGCCUGUAAAUACAUUUGCUAGAACAGCUGAAGAAAGUUAAUUCUAUGGCCCAUAAACACAGUUGUAGAGAUUUCACUUUUUACUGAAGGGAAUAUAUUCAUGGAAACAUUUCUGAGGUAUUUGCCCAACUCCUCCUUUUCAGCAACAUGAAACCUAGAGACACAGAUGCUUUUGAAAGAGACUUCUGCCGGUCAACACUUGAAAGAACAAUAAUUUAGUUUAUUUAAUUUGUUAAAAUUAAUUCUGGUCCCAACCUUCCAUUUUUUCGAAACCCAUGUCAGUAACUAAACUUUGUGAAACUGCAUCACUAAUCAUAUAAUAUUCACAUUUCCUAACAAGGGGACAAAUUCUCAUUCUCAUGGCAGCUGAGAGCUGUACUGCUGUGUUAAGUUUCCCACUGUACUGAAGUCAUCAACAAGCUUCAGUGGUGCUCAAGUUAGUUUGAAAACUACCAAUGAUAAUUUACUAUUGAGUCAUCAGUGCCGUCAUGUUUGCCAACUGGAUGUGUGUCUGCAGGUGUGAAGAAACAUAGACAAAGUUCCGUUGAAAAAUCGGUGGGAGUUUUGCUUCAGAAAAAAUUAUAGAUUAAGUCCUUAAUUUGCUGUGGGCCCAAAGCUCAUUCAUUAUUGGUAUGAAUUGGGGCCAGAUCCUCAGCUGGUGUAAGCUCAGUGGAGCUAUGUCAGUUAUGACCAUUUAUACAAGUUGAGGAUCUAGUCCCUAAAGUCAUAAAAUUCAAGUGUUCCGAAUUUUGCCCUAGAGGGGGAGUUCCAAUGAACUGUAACGGAGAUCAGUAGAAAUGUAAGCCUCUAAGACGCAAACCAGGGAUGUGCAACCCCUGUGUUCAUAAACUCUGCCUGUGCAAAUUCCUUAAUAGUUGAUGUACUUCCAUGUGUGGCAGAAGAGUUAGCACUGAAAUGUGGUGAGUUAUGUCUGAACAGUUGCGGGGGGGAGAGGACCACAUUUUUCUGAUGCAAAGGGAAGAAAGAUGCAGACAGAAAGAUCCUUCCUUCACCCUGCAGAUUCCUGAAUUGCUGCUGGUGGAAGCAAGUGUGUCUGUCUGAGAGAGAGAUCCUCCAUACAGCAUAAACGGAAAGAUUUAAAAGGACAGUUCAAAGUACCCAAGUCCCCAUAUUCUGUGAGGAUUGCCUUGAACUUUAACUAUUGGCCCAAUCCUGCAUCCAUUGAAGCUACUGGGAGUUUGCCAUUGAGUGCACGGGACCCAGGACUGGCUCCCACUAACGCACAUCAGCCCUUGCCGACGUAAAAUGUAGAUGGUUUCUAAAUAAACUCCCUCCCUACUAGCUGCAAAGAAAAAAAUUCAUUUUUAUCAAAAAAAGGGUACAUCAAAGGCUGCUAACAACAAACCCUGACCAGCUCUAGUCACUAACCAUUAGCGAGACUGUCAAAAAGAAAAUUGCGCAGAGCAUUAGUGGGGAGCCGAGUCAGUAGUUUUGAUAUUUUUCCCUUUAGGUUUAGGUGCCAGCUAAAGACAAGUAGUUUCUUUCCCAUCUCUUCCCAAGUAAUAUUGUUGAUGAUCAUUAGGGGCUAAAUUCUUUAUUGUGAUAUGCACCCACACUUUCCAUUGAAGACAAUGGGAGCCAUUCACCUGUACAUGAGGGUGGAACUUGUCCUAAAUUUGUCUUUAAAUAUUGCAAUGUUUUUCUUUCUACAAUUUGUGCCACACACUACAGUAGGGAUGAUUCAUUUACCAGCUGCCUUCCAGAAAGACUGCAAUUCUUAACAGUUCUGUAUUAAGGAAGUGGUAUGCAAUUGUCUCAGCCAAUGUAUGUAUCUACUUUUAUUAGGGAAAAAAAAGCAUUUAUUCUUGUUAUUAAGGAAUGGGGACUAUUUUAUGCUAUUGACGUCAUUAACCUGGAAUGGAGAAAUAUAUUAUUCUACAGCUAGCCAGAAUUUUUUCACAGCAGUUUGGGUGGGGAGGGAAUGUUAGAAAAUUCUUAUUCUAGGUUUUAUAACUGCUGUGUGUGGCUGAGAGAGAGAGAGAGAGUGAACAACAGAUUCAUGGGCCUAAAUCUUGCCACAAUGUAAAAGGCAUCUCAGCCAGUUAGGCAGGCAUAAUGUAAGUAGGCCAAGACACACAGUAAUUUCUAGUAAUGAUGCAAAAGAAGAAUAUAGCCUUUGUCAACAGUGUAGGGUGUAAGCCUGGAGCCUAAGACAGGAAAGGCUCAUUGUGUCUGACCAAAAGGAUGAGUUUGACCAGGAGGUGUAUGCCUCAAUGAACAGUGCCAUUUUAACCUGAGUUAAGAACACACCUAUCUGCAAUGAAGACAUGCCCUCAGUUACACCUGUUCAAGCCAGAGCAUCCCCAUUAUCAUCAAUUACUUUCAACUGGCAGAGCCAUGUAACUGAUAGCACAAUCUGGCUGCUGCUCAUCUGUUUCACAGACUGUGAACUUACAACUUUUAUGUGAGUUUCAGGAUUUUGGCCCCAUGUUCCAUCAGUUCUGUACCUGCAAAAGCAACAAUAAAGAAUUCCAAAUCACCACAGAAGUGUAUCCAAGAAGAAAUGGGGCUACAGCAAUAUAUAACUGUUCAGUGUACAAACAUGAGAGUUGACCUGUACCAGCUCUUAAAAGGACAUCAGACAUGAUUCUCUUCCAUAGAUUUUUCAUAUUCAGCAGUACAGCAUGGAGCUGGGCUAUGAAUGUGGUUGUUAAGCAAUCCAGGCCCUGUUUCUUGCUGUUUCCAUUCCUGUCAAAUCCUUAUAGUCAAUGGUCCUAUUGGCUUCUUAAAACCAUCCUGAUUUGAGUCUGUGUGCAGCGCUGUCGAAUGGUAGGAUUUCAUUUAUUAUCUAUCUGUUCAUUGGUAAAGGGCUCUGCUUCCCAGCUAACAAAUCCCAUCUCGUGCUAGUGCAUUGUUGCAGCUGGCUCAGAACACAAGAGAACAACUUGAGCUAAAGCCAUAUACCUCUUUAGCUGGGUUUCCAAAGGACUUAGUAUUGGCCUCACUCUGCUCCCCUGACGUCAGCAGUAAAGUUCCCCUGUGGGGGCAUAGUGAGGUUAGUGCUGAAGGCUUGUGAAGUACCCUCCACCUUCAGGCCUAAAUAAGGAAGCUUAUUAGCAUAUUACACAGUAUGCACCAUGAGGCCUAGCCUGCAAAUCCAGGCAAGUAUCUUUACUCACACAGGAGUAAAGCCAAUGAGACCACUCCUCUGUGUGAAGAUUUGCAGGAGUGAGUGUCUUUGGAGGCCUGACCUUGUAAGUUACUGAGCAUCUGCCAAGAGGUGCUAAGUGCCUCCAAGGCCCCGGUCCCUGUACCAAGGGCCCACCUCCUUAAGUUCCCAUCACUUGGGUGAUGCUCAGCAGUUUGCAGGGUCAUUUUAAAGUAUUGACCCAUCUUCUCCUUGCAAACAAACCAAACCUUUGUAAAUGUUUUUAGUUUGGAAGUUAGUCUGUACAGACAGCGGCAGUAAGUAAAAAAAUAGUUACCAAAAAAAGUUAUUUGUAUAUGGAAAAAACUUUUACAUAUGCUUUUAAUUUAUUUUAUGGCUGUUGCCUUCUUGUCCUUUAGUAAUUCCCAUCUUUUGAUGCUGUUAAGACAAAUCAAUUUGCACAACAGUUGCAAGAUGAAAUGCUAGAUCAUUGACAAGAUCACAAGGGCACGUUGCAGUGACAGUGUGAAGAACACAUUUCACAACUGAUGUAUAAGCUUGCCCGCUAUGUAUCGUUUCCCUUCAGUAAUGGGAA